Messenger RNA from Peromyscus leucopus (white-footed mouse), 4769 nucleotides. It is a transcript of the gene Slc2a13, whose product is annotated as solute carrier family 2 member 13. Gene Ontology annotation, molecular function: myo-inositol:proton symporter activity. Lineage: Eukaryota; Metazoa; Chordata; Mammalia; Rodentia; Cricetidae. The transcript is spliced from 10 exons. The record is from RefSeq and is a predicted model, not a curated record. The coding region runs from base 140 to 2053 and encodes 637 amino acids. Gene Ontology annotation, cellular component: membrane. Gene Ontology annotation, biological process: transmembrane transport.
CCCGCCCCCGACCGCUUCGCAGCGCCAGCCGAGCAGAGGCUGCAAAGGCGGGCGGCUCAGCAGCUGGCCGCGAGUGAGUGCGCGCUGCCCCACGGAACUUCCCCGCAGCCGCCCCGGCGGUGCCCGCCUGUCCCCCUCCAUGUCCCGCAAGGCGAGCGAGGACGUGGAGUACACGCUGCGCAGCCUGAGCAGCCUGAUGGGCGAGCGGCGCCGCCGGCAGCCGGAGCCGGGGGCGCCGGGCGGGGAGCGCAGCCUGCUGGCCGCUGAGUCGGCCACCAGCCUGCAGGGCGCGGAGCUGGAGCGCGCCGCUCGCCGGCAGUUCCAGCGCGACGAGACCCCCGCCUUCGUCUAUGCGGCCGCCGCCUUCUCGGCGCUCGGCGGCUUCCUGUUCGGCUACGACACCGGCGUGGUGUCGGGGGCCAUGCUGCUGCUGCGGCGCCAGAUGCGCCUGGGCGCGAUGUGGCAGGAGCUGCUGGUGUCGGGCGCGGUGGGCGCGGCCGCCGUCGCGGCGCUGGCCGGAGGGGCCCUGAACGGAGCUCUCGGCCGGCGCAGCGCCAUCCUGCUCGCCAGCGCCCUGUGCACCGCGGGCUCCGCCGUGCUGGCCGCCGCCGCCAACAAGGAGACGCUGCUGGCCGGCCGCCUGGUCGUGGGGCUCGGCAUCGGCAUUGCUUCCAUGACCGUGCCCGUGUACAUCGCAGAGGUUUCUCCACCCAACCUGAGAGGUCGACUGGUCACCAUUAAUACCCUCUUCAUCACAGGGGGACAGUUCUUUGCAAGUGUCGUUGAUGGAGCCUUCAGUUACCUGCAGAAGGAUGGAUGGAGGUACAUGUUGGGACUUGCAGCAAUUCCAGCCGUUAUACAGUUCCUUGGAUUUCUCUUUUUGCCCGAAAGCCCUCGCUGGCUCAUUCAGAAAGGACAGACUCAGAAGGCCCGCAGAAUUUUGUCUCAGAUGCGUGGCAAUCAGACUAUUGAUGAGGAGUAUGACAGCAUCAGAAACAGCAUCGAGGAGGAGGAAAAGGAAGUCAGCGCAGCUGGACCUAUAAUCUGCAGAAUGCUGAGUUACCCCCCUACUCGCCGAGCCUUAGUCGUGGGGUGUGGUUUACAGAUGUUCCAGCAGCUCUCUGGCAUCAACACCAUCAUGUACUACAGUGCCACCAUCCUGCAGAUGUCUGGCGUGGAAGAUGACAGGCUUGCAAUAUGGCUGGCUUCAGUGACAGCUUUCACCAACUUCAUUUUCACACUCGUGGGAGUCUGGCUGGUUGAGAAAGUGGGCCGAAGGAAGCUUACCUUUGGUAGUUUGGCAGGUACCACAGUAGCACUGAUUAUUCUUGCCUUGGGAUUUCUGCUCUCAGCCCAGGUUUCUCCACGGGUCACUUUGAGACCAGUGGCUCCUUCUGGUCAAAAUGCCACCUGCACAGGAUACAGUUACUGUAAUGAGUGUAUGCUGGAUCCAGACUGCGGAUUCUGCUAUAAGAUGAACAGUUCAGCUGUCAUUGAUUCCUCCUGUGUUCCAGUUAAUAAAGCAUCUACAAAUGAGGCAGCCUGGGGCAGGUGUGAAAAUGAAACCAAGUUCAAAACAGAAGACAUCCACUGGGCCUACAGUUUCUGCCCCACCCCCUACUCCUGGACGGCACUCCUGGGCCUGGUUUUCUAUCUCAUUUUCUUUGCGCCUGGAAUGGGACCAAUGCCCUGGACGGUGAACUCUGAAAUCUAUCCUCUCUGGGCAAGAAGUACAGGAAAUGCAUGCUCAGCUGGAAUAAACUGGAUUUUCAACGUCCUGGUUUCAUUGACCUUUUUACACACAGCAGAGUAUCUUACAUACUAUGGAGCCUUCUUCCUCUACGCUGGCUUUGCAGCUGUGGGACUGCUUUUCGUCUACGGCUGUCUUCCUGAGACGAAAGGGAAAAAAUUAGAGGAAAUUGAGUCACUCUUUGACAACAGGCUAUGCACCUGUGGCGCUUCUGACUCCGAUGAGGGGAGAUACAUUGAAUACAUCCGGGUCAAGGGAAGUAACUACCAUCUCUCUGACAACGAUGCUUCUGAUGUGGAGUAAUUUUCAGCGGAUGACAUUUUAGUUACUGAAUUGAAUGUGGAGAGAAGGCCAGCAGUUGGUCACUGCCCUGCUCACAAGCUACGUCUCCCCACACAGUCCUUCCAAAUGACUCCAUAUUCUAGAAGACUUGAUGAGAAGAAAAAUACAACCAUGGUGAUGUUUAUUUUCAUAAACAGAAAUGCUAAAACAAAACCCACAGAUUUUUUUCUUAAGCAGAUGUGUAUAAUCCCUUCCUGAGACAGUCUAAACAUUACUGUUGUACCCAGUGACUUCAGUAGGACCCCUUUCUCCUAAGACCAUAUACAAUUAUUAGUAGCAAUACAGUCAGUGGUGAUCUAGGCAAAGUAUAUAUGUAUAUUUAUAAAGGAUUAUUUAAGAUGACCCAAAGGUAUUUAAUGCCAAAACAUGGUCUGUUGACCCUAAAUUUUCAUACCAAGUAGUGGUUUUUCUAUGAUCCAUAGGUACAAAGUGAAUUCCAUCUCAACUUCCUUUCACAAAUUCAGAAGUCCUAUAAGGACAUAGCUGUCCCUCUCUCCUUUGGAUUCCAGAUGUUGGCUUCUGUCUCCAACACAGAUACAAUUUCUUCAGAGACUGAAUACACAAGAUCUUUUGAACACUAUCCAAAGCAGGCCCUUUAAGGGUUAUUUUCAUACUUUUUUGCAUCAGUGAUGAGUAUAUUUGCACAGACAAGCUAGCAUGUUUUGAUAAGUAUAUUUUAUUGUCAAAGUGAGAAAGAACAGAUUUUUAUAUAUCCUGAUUCGUUAGUCACAAAUGUGUGCACAAUUGGAAUGCCAUUGUAAGUGUGAAGUAGUGUCAGGUUGUCAGCUGUAUUCCAGGGUCAGCUUAAUCUACACAGAACUGUCCACAUUGUCACUCCCUGGCUCCUGCUGCUCUGUGCCUUCCUUGGUGUUAAAUGACAGCUGCUGGCGGACUGGUUUUCUCUUUCUGAUACACAAGAGGAAGGAGGUCGGGGCAGAAACAGUUGUUGACAUUUAUUUUAAAUCCUGGGACUUCGUUCUCCACGUUUUAUUGGCUCUUCCUAAGGACAGGAGGAUACCUCACGACUAAUUACUUGUAUUUUUCCCCUGAGAACGUGAGCUAGUUUUAAUUCUGUCAUCUUUUCUCAUUCCUAGUAAUUUGCUACACAACCAAAACUCAGAGCUCUGUCUGUUUCUCUAUCUCAUACUUGGUUUGGUUUUUCUGUCUGCUCUAAAAUAUCUAAAGGAGAUGUCUCCUUUGGAAAAGACAUAGGUUCUAAUGCCACAGUCAGUAAAACAGGUUGACUUACCUUUCCACAUUAUGUCUCAAAGUAUUUGGUGAUUUCUAUGUUCAUUCAACACUAAAUUCCUGAUUCUCAGCACCCUACUAAGAGCUAUGUGAUACAAACAAAAUUACUUGCUUACAAAGCUAUGGAUGAAUUUAAUGACCAGUUAGGAAUACAUCAGUUCAAUGUUUUACAUCCAAUGAUCUAAACACCUAAUUAAGUUCCAUAUCCAAGUGAAUGGAGGCUAGUGAUAAAAUGGAAAUAUUUUGGCCAGUCUCCAAAACGUUUAUUCUUCUUUUAAAGUCUGGCUUAUUCUUACCAUAAUUACCAAGCUGAGACUCUAGCAAAAGAAGUUUAUCCUCCAGUCACCAGGGGUACUUACUUACACAGUCACUUCUGUGGCCUACAAAUCCUUCAGCCAAAAGAGGACGUUCUCUCUGUUUGGUUGUUUAAUGUUAUUUUUUAAAAAAUUAAUAGAGUAUUUUGGAAAAUUUUUCCUCAGAUUAGGUGCUUUGAAAUUUAUUUAUAGAGAAUAUUAGUAUUGAUUUUUCUCUAGAACAGAAGAUAUUGUUUAAUGGGAUGUAUUGUUUGAUAUUUCUUAUCUCUGAAGAAGUUUCUUAACUCAGUAGUAUUUUACAAGAUCAAAUGAGCUAUUAUGUGGUAGAGUUAGCACAUAUGAGAAGAAAAAAGUGAGCAGAGUGCUCCUUUUAAAGUGUAUUUUUCUGAUUUGUUCAACAUGUUGCCUCAAUUCUUCCCUUCCUAGUCCACGUAGCCUUAAGUACACAGGUGUCUGCAGCUGGGCUGACACAUGGGACCACAUAUGACACAAAGGGACAGUUAGACUUGUUAGUCCUGAAAGCUGGUGUGACCUGUUAUUGCCGGCAUAAAAACAAGCAUGUUUUCAGUUUUCAGUCCAUAACUUAACAUAAUAAUGGGAAAUUGUCCACAUUUCUCUUGCCCUGUUCCCUUCAUUUCUAAAAAUUAUUUGUUAUUUAUAUAGUAACAAUAUUCCAUACCUUUAACAUACAAGACAGAGAGGCACAUAUAAGACUUAUUUAUAACUUUGAAAAAGCAACUCAAUACUUGAAAAGGAGCCUUCUAUAACCCAGGUAUGCUUUUUAGAUCUGGUGAACAUUUAUAGCACAUUCAAAGUUUGUGUUGGAACUGUUCAGAUUUUUAUUCUAUGAAACACCUUUUGUUUCUGGUGUCAACUUGAAAACCACCCAUGUGAAAUCAUCAACACAUAUAUUCUGUAAGACAAUUUCUAUAUGAUAUGAUUUGAUCCACUGCAUUCAAAUAGACAGAUUAAGCAGUAUACUUGCCUCUACAAUGAUAGCUUUCUUUCCAAACAUACUGCAAAUUCAAUACAGGUGUAUUUCAUUGGGGGAACACUGGAUGAAGAAGGUCAAGACUGCGCCUGCAACUUAGCUGGGUGACUAAUAUAUAGGAGAA